Molecule: messenger RNA, 327 nt
Organism: Cladophialophora bantiana CBS 173.52
Lineage: Eukaryota; Fungi; Ascomycota; Eurotiomycetes; Chaetothyriales; Herpotrichiellaceae
Exons: 1
Coding region: 1-327 (108 amino acids)
Molecular function (GO): monooxygenase activity
Source: RefSeq, a predicted model, not a curated record
AUGACCUCGUACGGAGUGUUCAAAGGUGUAUAUAGUUACGGCUCUGUCAGUCACCCGCUUGGCUUUGUCACCCUUCGAACGCAAAGUGCCCCCUACUUAAGCAAUAAGCAACAUCGCUUCUUCGAAAGUGCACUCAUGGGUUCUAUAAAGCCACCCAUAUCGCUUCGCGUUUUCGUUGUGGGCGGCGGCAUCUGCGGCCUCUCCGCUGCCAUCGCUCUUCGCCGGGCAGGUCACCAUGUGACGGUGUAUGAGAAAUACUCUGCCGACGCAGAUGCUGGGGCCGAGACUGUCGUGGGCACAAAUGCCAUCAAGGUUCUCAAGCUAUAG